Molecule: messenger RNA, 1182 nt
Organism: Hemicordylus capensis (graceful crag lizard)
Lineage: Eukaryota; Metazoa; Chordata; Lepidosauria; Squamata; Cordylidae
Gene: PSMG1
Product: proteasome assembly chaperone 1
Exons: 7
Coding region: 119-982 (287 amino acids)
Biological process (GO): proteasome core complex assembly
Cellular component (GO): endoplasmic reticulum
Molecular function (GO): proteasome binding
Source: RefSeq, a predicted model, not a curated record
GUUGACUGGGGGUAGCUCGAGUUAACCCGGAAGGGUACAAGCUUUUAAUUUGCGCAGGCAGGUACGUACGCGGACGGGGCACUGAGCUGAGUGCUGGAGCGCGCAAGCAGGAAAGCAGAUGGCCACGUUCUUUGGGGAGGUAGUAGCCGCACCAUCUCGUGCUGGCGUGGACGAGGAAGAGGAGGCGGCCCUGGAACGGGAUGAAACGCCGGAAGAUCGCGAGAUUCGCCUGGAACUCGAAAAGAAAAGAGAAGUUCACAUCCUUUGGAAUACAACAACCAAUGCAUCUACUGAAAGCUCUAUCAACAAGCAAUUUCCUUGCUCAAAGUUCAUAUUGGGUGUAGGACACAAUGCAGUAGCAUUCUUGUCGUCCUUUGUUUUGAAUUCUGGAUGCUGGGAAGUAGUUGGAGUUGCUAAACUGUGGAAUGAGUGGUGCAGAACAUCAAACACAACAAAUGUCCGUCCAACAGAUUCUUUCUGUUUGUUCUAUAGGUUAAUUUCAGAUCCGACAAUUUUGUUGUGCCAGUGCAACUGUGUCGUGGCUGAGGAUCAACAAUUUCAGUGGCUUGAAAAGGUUUUUGGAUGCCUGCAGAAGAUUGAUUUGCAAGUACUUGUACUCUCAGCGUGUUCCAUUACAGAUUAUAAAACACCUGAAUCAACGCUAACUCUUCCUUCUCCUUUUCUGAAAGCACUAAAGACAAAAGAGUUUAAAGAUCAAGUCUGUUGCUCAUUUCUAGAACAGCCAAAUAUCAUACGGGAUCUCCCUGCAGCAGUUCUCAGUUACUGUCAGGUGUGGCAAAUACCUGCAGUGCUUUAUCAGUGCUAUACUGAUGUCAUCAAACUGGAUACUGUCACAGUUGGAGCUUUCAAGCCUGUUCUGUCCUCCAAAAUUCUGAAGGGUUUGGUCAAGGAUGUUUCAAGAAGCACCGAAAUACUAACACAAUUGAGGAUGAAUAAUGACAUUCAUAACAUCUACACUUAGAAUGGAGGAUUAUUCCUGAUUAACACUUUCAAGCCCGAUUACAGUUCAGCAUUUGUAAACUGCAGCUGCUUUGCUUGAAAGUAUCUGGGACUUGUGGCUUUCUUCAAAAGUGGAAUACGUUAUUUUGCAUUUCAUAUGCUGACUAUUGUAGCGUGGCAUUCUGCUACAUUCUAAUGUUAAUUAAAAUCUUAGUUUCUUAA